Messenger RNA from Rhipicephalus microplus (southern cattle tick), 688 nucleotides. Its product is annotated as peptidyl-prolyl cis-trans isomerase H. Gene Ontology annotation, cellular component: intracellular membrane-bounded organelle; cytoplasm. The record is from RefSeq and is a predicted model, not a curated record. Gene Ontology annotation, biological process: protein folding; protein peptidyl-prolyl isomerization. Gene Ontology annotation, molecular function: peptidyl-prolyl cis-trans isomerase activity; cyclosporin A binding. NCBI's taxonomy places the organism in Eukaryota, Metazoa, Arthropoda, Arachnida, Ixodida, Ixodidae.
UUUGUCGCUUGGAGAGGGCACGUUGGAUUGCUUUGGGAAGUGUUUUAUACCUCGGUUCAACUUCGGUUCCAGGUUUAGUUAGCCAUGGCGAAUUGGAAUCAACUUCAACAGCAGCUCAGACAUCCGAACAAUCCUGUGGUGUUCUUUGAUAUUACCAUCGGCUCUACGGAGGUUGGACGGAUGAAGAUGGAGCUUUUUUCUGACGUAGUUCCCAGGACUACGGAAAACUUCAGGCAAUUUUGCACAGGAGAGUACAAGAAGGACAGCGUGCCGAUUGGCUACAAGGGAUCCACGUUUCAUCGUGUCAUCAAGGACUUCAUGAUCCAGGGAGGAGAUUUCGUCAACGGUGACGGCAUGGGAUUAACAAGUAUCUACGGUGGUCCUUUUCCUGAUGAGAACUUCCAGUUGAAGCACGAUGCUGCUGGCUUACUAUCUAUGGCCAACAGUGGCAAGGAUACUAACGGCUGUCAGUUUUUCAUUACGUGUGCACGAUGCGACUUUCUUGAUGGGAAACACGUAGUGUUCGGUCGUAUCCUUGAUGGUCUUCUGGUCAUGCGAAAGAUUGAAAACGUUCCCAUUGGACCCAACAACAAGCCGAAGAUUCCUGUUAUCAUCUCGCAGUGUGGUGAAAUGUGAGCUUGUGCUGGUCGGGACAUGUACAUAUGUUUUUGAGACUUGGAGAAUGUGA